This is a messenger RNA of Opisthorchis viverrini, 201 nucleotides long. RefSeq lists its product as hypothetical. The transcript has a single exon. The coding region runs from base 1 to 201 and encodes 66 amino acids. The record is from RefSeq and is a predicted model, not a curated record. Lineage: Eukaryota; Metazoa; Platyhelminthes; Trematoda; Opisthorchiida; Opisthorchiidae.
AUGGCGUACUUCAAUCCUAGUUUCGCUUCUCCGCUGUCACGAUUCGGGAAGUUCUUGACUCAAACUCUGAAGGACGUUUUGUUGACCGAUCCCUCAACUGAUAACACAGAAGAUAACUAUUUUGUGAUUCUGAUUGCGGUGGGUAAGAAAAGCAGCAGUGAUAUUUUGUAUGUGAACGUCUAUACUAUUGAUGCAGAAUAG